UCCAGGUACACAAAGAUGAAUUCAUUAAUCAUGUCCCUCAGCACAUCAUUGACGAGUGCCUGGAAGACAGCCGGGGCAUUGGUCAACCCAAAAGGAAGGAUCAAAUAUUCAAAAUGUCCUGUGGGGGUGUUAAAGGCUGUCUUCCACUCAGCACCAUCUCGAAUCCAGACCAAAUGGUACGUGUUGCGCAGGUCCAACUUUGUGAAGAUCCCUGCUCCCUGAAGAAUCUCGAAGGCUGAUGACAUAAGAGGCAGGGGGUACUUGUUCUUAACGGUUAUAUCAUUCAGCCCUCGAUAAUCGAUACAGGGAUGCAGGUAGCCAUCCUUCUUCACAAAGAAGAACACCGCUCCGGAGACGAGGAAGGACGAAUGAUGCCGGCUGCCAGAGAAUCAGACAAAUACUUAUCCAUGGCCACUCGUUCAGGAGUGGACAAAGAGAAAAGCCGCCCUUGUGGCGAAGUGCCAGGAAGGAGGUCGAUAGCACAAUCAUAUGGUCGAUGGGGAGGAAGAGAUGGAGCUCUGGAUCGACUGAAGACCGCACACAGAUCUUGGUAGACCCCCGGGACCCGGGAGAGUUCGGAAAACUCCUCCUGCAACACAGAAACAGAAACACCAGAAGAAGGGGCAGACACGAGAUAAGUAGCGAGAUAAGUAGCAUGACAAGAAGAAUUCCAUGCAAGAAUUAUGUUCUCUGCCCAGUUAAUGUGAGGAUUAUGCAAUGAUAACCAUGGAUGACCCAAAACUAUAGGAGUCACUAGAGAUUCAAACAAGUAAAACACCAGUUACUCCCUAUGAUUUCCAGAGGUCUGCAUUGGCUCAGGGUCGACAGGAACCUCCACCAUACGAGUGACAGGAAAAGGCUUGGGGAGUUCUGACCGUGCCCCCAAUCGGCUUCUUCAUCUCAGGUCAAAGCGAUGGUCAAGGCUGAAGGCUAGGGAGACGAGGUCAUCAAACUGCUCCGGAGGAUCACGGGCAUAGAUCUCAUCCUUGAUGUCAUUCGUCAGGCCAUCCGGAAAACAGGCUGUAAGAGCUGCUUGAUUCCACUCACUGGUUUCCGAAAGUGUGUGGAACUCGAUAGCGAAGUCAGCCACUGAACGUUUACCCUACAAAAAUAUUUUUUACAAUUUGGGUAACCUAUUCUAUUAAGGUUGUUCUUGUAAUCCUCAUUUCUGUCAGGUAGUAAACUUUAAAACCAACAUCACAUCUGAAAUCACCCACAGAUGUGAUCUAAGUGUUUAACUAUUUCCUAUGACUUGCCCUAAGAUCACCAAAACUCUGUUGUGAUUUUCAGGAGAGGUUCAAACGUGUCGCUGACUCUGGACAUGUGUACCCCUGGCACUACAGAGCCGUAUGGAGCCCUGUUGUCCCCCAGAGAUCAGAGCACACAGGAAUACCUGCAGAAUGCAUCCAACCUGCUUACACCUGAACAGCUGCAUAAACGCGCUCUAGACGAUGCUGUACUGCAGGCUGAGUUUUACGAAACACCCAUGAACUUUGUGGACCCCAAGGAAUAUAACAUACCUGGAGUGGUUAGAAAGAAUCGCUAUAAAACCAUACUACCAAACACACAUAGCAGAGUUUGCUUAAAAACAAAAGAGGAGGGGGAUUUUCUAAGCACCUACGUUAACGCUAAUUAUUUGAAGGUGAGUAUUAGCUGCAAAUGGAAAAGAUUUGUGAUUGAAUGAUAGAAUAAACCACAGUUAUGCAGUCAGACAGCUAUCAUUUGUGAG
Messenger RNA from Triplophysa rosa, 1729 nucleotides. Its product is annotated as tyrosine-protein phosphatase non-receptor type 5-like. Gene Ontology annotation, molecular function: protein tyrosine phosphatase activity. Gene Ontology annotation, biological process: protein dephosphorylation. The record is from RefSeq and is a predicted model, not a curated record. The transcript is spliced from 3 exons. Lineage: Eukaryota; Metazoa; Chordata; Actinopteri; Cypriniformes; Nemacheilidae. Bases 1322 to 1684 code for a protein of 120 amino acids.